Molecule: messenger RNA, 3245 nt
Organism: Paramisgurnus dabryanus
Lineage: Eukaryota; Metazoa; Chordata; Actinopteri; Cypriniformes; Cobitidae
Source: RefSeq, a predicted model, not a curated record
AGCAUGAAGCUAGCAUGAUGCUAACAUAAAUAAGCAUCAAGCUAGCAUGAUGCUAACAUUAUUUAGCAUGAAGUUAGCAAGAUAUAUUAUGAAAUUAGCAUAAAGCUAGCAUGAAACUAGCAUGAAGCUAGUAUGACCUAGCAUGAAGCUCGCAUGAAGCUAACAUGACCCAAACACCCAACCCCCAUGUCUCUAUGAUGUUCGGAUCCAGAGAUAUAAGGCUUUGUUUAUUCCGUUGCUAGGGUGUUCAUAUUUGGUUGCUAGGGGAGUGGCUUAAAGCAGACAUAUCAUGCUAAACCCACUUUUUUAGCCCUUAAAUGCAUUUUGUUGUAUAUUUGUGAUGUUUACAAGUACAGAAAAUGUGAAAUUAGUCUCUUCAGGUGCUUUGUUGAUAUCGUUAUAUUCUGUUUUGGUCAUACUUUCCCAACCGGUUCAGAUUUUUCUGUUCUCUAUUACGUUUUCUGAACAAUUGCGUCAAAGUAUUUGCAGCGGAAAUGCCAAAUAAAGACAUUGACUCCUCCCAGUCCAACACUUCGAGCUAUCCGCCAUUUUCAUUCCUGCUGCGAUUGUAGUCCAAGGAUGCAGAAGUUACGAGAGAAGUCCAAAUGUUCGGUUUUUAGCUGUCUUAACCCACACGAUUCAUUACACCGUCUCCCAGCAUCAGAACCUCUUCGAAGUGCCUGGUUAAGUUUUAUUUUUCACGGGAAUGUACCCACAUCUGUGGGUAAAGUCAUUUUUGUGUGCGCGAAGCACUUUAAGGACAACGACUUCACCAACCUCCGCCAGUACAAAGAAGGAUUUGCCGACAGACUUCGUCUGAUUGAGGGGUCAAUUCCUUCUAUCUUUGGAGACGAUGAGCAGAGCACUUCGAGGGCUAAACCAACAAGACAAGAACCAACAUUUGUUAACAAAGGCUGUCAAACAAAACCCCUGAUGUGCUCAGUUGGGACACAGCUUUCAAUGAAAACUCUCCUACCUCAUGUCAAAAGUAAAGGCACACAGGUGUGUGCCCCAAAGUGCUCAGAUGUUGGAGUCUGCACUUCAACUACUACCUGUGUGCGAACACAUGCUUUCCUGUCCUCCACACCAGUGAAGCGACGCCGGUUGCUUGAUAUUGAGGAAGAAAUCUCGCCAAUAAAGAGACCCUGUCUGGAGCAGACCGAAGUGUGUGUUGACUCUUCAGAGGGCAGCUCUACAAUGAUACAGAGCCCCCAUGAUCCAACCUACAACCCUGAGGACUCCAUAAGUGCUUUGACAGAGGAUACUGGACACAUCAUGGACCCUUCUACACCAACCUACAAAAUGCCUACUUAUAUUGUGUAUGAAAAAUGCCUCUUAGAACUUUUUGAGGUGUGCCCAGUGUGUCAACGAGGGACAAGGGUGAAGACCAGAACAGUUGGGACCUUUCUGUGUGUAGAGCAGCGAUGUCCACACUGUGAUUUUGUAAGAACAUGGAAUAGUCAACCACUACAUGGAGGCACCCCUGCAGGGAAUCUACAGCUUUCAGUUGCUGUGUAUUCCAAUGGCGGCUCAUUUUUCAAAGUGGAAAAAAUAUUCAGAGCAAUGAGGCUGCAAAUGUUCCAGCACAACACCUAUAGACGGCAUGCCAGACUUUACAUAGAGCCAGCUAUUAUAUACAAGUGGAAGUCAACACAGGCUGGUAUAAUGGAGACACUUAAAACACAAAAAGCCAUACUUGGUGGUGACAUGAGGGCUGACUCUCCAGGACACAGUGCCAAGUUUGGAAGCUACACAAUGAUGGAUCUGAGGAGCAACAAAGUCAUUGACGUACAACUAGUUCAAAGCAAUGAAGUUUGUGGAAGUAAUCAUAUGGAGCUUGAGGGACUGAAACGCUGCCUUGGUGUUUUGAAUGCACACAAUGUAUCUUUGGACUGUAUUGUCACAGACCGGCAUCCUCAGGUCCAAAAAUACUUGAGAGAAGAAGCCAAGAUCACCCACUACUACGAUGUGUGGCACAUAGAAAAAGGCCUAUCCAAAAAGAUGGUAAAGGUAGCUAAAAAAAAAGAUUGCACACAACUGAGCAAAUGGCUUCGCAGUAUAAAGAAUCAUAUAUACUGGACGGCUGCUUCCUCAACGACCCCCCAAGAAAGAGUAGCAAAGUGGACCUCUAUUCUUAACCAUGUGCUAGACAUUCACACGCAUGAUGAUCCUGCAUUCCCCCAGUGUUUACAUCCACUGCAAACUACACAGAAUAAAAAGGAAUGGUUAAAACCAGCUACACCUGCAUUCUGCUGGCUGGAGAACUUGCUUACAUCCAAGAGGAUUCUCAAGGAUGUAGAAAAACUCAGUCCCCACUUGCAGACUUCAACCGUUGAAGCUUUUCACAGUGUCAUCCUGCUUUUUGCCCCCAAAAUCAAUCACUAUCCUUUCCUGGGAAUGCUGUGCAGGCUGUACCUGGCGGCAAUGCACUUUAAUGAAAACUCUGACCGUCUGCAAGCUACCACCUCCAAUGGAGAGCCCAUGUACAGAAUGUCUUGCCCCAAGUACAAGAAGGGAGAAAGAACUUCUAUGCCCAUCAAAACACCAGCAACCUUGAAUUAUGUCGACGACAUCAUGGAGCUGGUCUUUGAACGAGUUUUCCCUGACCCAACUCAGUACAUAGAUGAGGUAGAAAAGAUAAAUAUCCCACCAACCCUCUCAUCUCAGCAUCCACAACCAGACAAGGCAACAGUGGUCUCUGCUUACGUCUCCCGCUUCAAUCCAGGACCGGUCUGAAGCCCACAUACUGUCCCUCAUUGUCUGGAUACUCCUGCCGUAUUCUCAAGACAACACAAGACGGCAGGACAACACGCACUUUCCGGCCCAGAUAUCCCCAGCACCAUGAAACAAAGCACCUGUAUGCACAAUAUCUGUAACGACUAAAACACAAACAGCAGAAAAUAGUUUGAAAUGAAGUUUGAAAUGAAAAUGUGUACAAUAUCUUGUUUCUUAGUAUUUGGAAACUUUGUAAAUGUGUUUUUCAAUAAAUGGACAAAACAUAAAUUCACUUACUGUACCAUUCCUCUUAGACGUAAUGGCCCAAACUGUGCUUUGUAAACAUUUAUUGCAUUUUGUAGAGAAUACUCAUUGAGACACACAGGCUCAAAUCCAGGAUGAUCCACCAUGCACGUCAGCUGACUGGAUACUUCCUCCAUUCGAGCCUUAACCUAAACAAUGUUAAAUUUAUUAUGGAGGAUUGUGUAUAUUCUAACCUAAUAUGUAGUAACAAAGCACACUGACCUUAG